Molecule: messenger RNA, 2505 nt
Organism: Eucalyptus grandis
Lineage: Eukaryota; Viridiplantae; Streptophyta; Magnoliopsida; Myrtales; Myrtaceae
Exons: 2
Coding region: 1224-2177 (317 amino acids)
Cellular component (GO): membrane
Source: RefSeq, a predicted model, not a curated record
GAGAGCUCCCCCCUCCUUCUCUCUCUCCCAUUCCAGCAUCCUCACCGACGCCAGCAGACCAAAUGGGAAAAGCGAGAAAAACGCGAAAGACCAAAGAGCACCAACAGCGAAAUCUAAAAGUAGGCGUAGUAGGGUUCCUCGCAUUGCUUUUUGCGUCCCUGUAAAUCCCCUCCCCUCUCCCUCUCUCUCUCUCUCUUUCUGGUACACACCACAGCACCUACAAUCUAAUAUAUUAAACAAAAGAUUUUGUCUUCUUCUCUCUCUUCUCUCUCUCUUGUUCCCACUACUUCACACCCCGGUCUUUGCUCCACUGGCCAUCGUCGUCCAUCCAGGCCGUGGGAAGCUUAUCUCCUUCGCUCCGCUAGAGAUUCUUCCCCCUACCCGAUUGCCCUGCCUCCCCUCUGACCCUCCUCCCGCGCGCUUGCCAUAACCCCACGAGUCGUUCCCCCUCUCCUCUUCGCUGUCCGGGUCGCACGAAUUUUCCCUCGUCUGUCUCCUUCGAGAAGUGGAUCCCGAAAUCCAUUCGGCCGCCCGCCCGUGUGGUUCGAUCGGAGGGUGCGCUUCUGUUGCAUUGCGCGCGUGGUAUUUCUUCCCUCCUUCGGGUUCGGGAGUCUGGCGGGGCUGGUUCUUUUUCGCCAUUAUUGGGUCUUUAUCGAGACCCAUAUCCGUGCUGUUGCUGAUGAAGAGCUAGAAGGAGGAGUCAUUAAUGCUCUUGAUGUUGGGAUUAUAUGGUAAUGCUGGAGGAAUCGAGGGGCUAUAAUCCCUUUUCUCAGGAAAUAUUAUUAAGGCGUUGAGUGUUUGUGGGAUUUUUGGCUUCUUUUACAAGGAUCCAAAAAAGAGAGGAAAGUGAUAUGAGCAACGGUUGAAACCUUCAAAGCCGCUUUACAUUGAGUACCGCCCAUAUGGAAUAUCUUUUCCUUACUCAGCAUCUAUUUUUUUUCUCUUCCCAGUUCGGAGAGUUGUCAGUCGUGCAUUUCUGGAAUUCUGUAUGUGGUUCAGUAAUGUCAUGGAAUUUCGGUGAUGGUAAAUGUGCUUGAAGAACCCCUUGAAGCUUUCCGGCUUUUCCAAUUAGGGAUCUUGAAGAACCCCUUGAGUUCUGAGCUAUUCAGCAGUAUUGGGGAAGUUGAUUGAGUUUUGUGGGUCUUUGCUUUUACUGGGUUCGUGAGGUGAAUAAAGAUCGAAAAAGUGCGCGGUGCUGAUCUUCGCACUCGCAGAAGGCAUCGAUGGGGCUUCUUCGAAGUCUCACGAUGCUUAUGCUUCAGUUAUGGUUGUUGCGACCAAUGAAACUUGGAGCCCAGAAUGUUUCUACUGGGAAUUUCAGUUCUGCUAGGGCUUUGGAUAUGAUUCUUCAGGACUAUGCUUACGAGGCGUUCGUCCGUCCGAGAACUGGGAUUCCUUAUGGUGGGAGAGUUCCGUUGAAUUUGACCGGUAUCAAUAUAACAGCGAUGAGGCUCAGAAGUGGGAGCUUGAGGACCAGAGGUGUUAAGAUGUACAGAGAGUUUGAGAUUCCAACUGGUGUUAUCGUGCGCCCGUAUGUGAAGAGGCUAGUUCUGGUGUACCAGAACCUUGGCAUUUUGUCUGAAGGGUACUAUCCUUUGCCUAGUCAUAAAUAUUUAGCUCCUGUUUUGGGUCUUCUUGCUUAUAAUGCAUCCAAUUUAUCAGCCACAAAUUUGCCCGAGUUGGAUAUCGGGGCUUCCGGCGACCCUAUAUUGGUCCACUUCAGCAGCAUCAGACCAGCUCCAGCAGGGUCUGUGCCAAGAUGUGUUCAGUUUGAUUUGCGUGGUUUGGUCAAUUUUAGUGAUGUAGAAUCAGGAAAUACGUGUUCAACGAAGCAACAGGGGCAUUUCUCGAUAGUGAUUGAGUCAAUUGCCCCUUCUCCAUCUCCGACCUUUCCUCCCCCACCUGGGGAAGGCCCAGGUCCGAGUCCUGGGCCGAGUGGAACUUCCAGAUCUUGGGUGGUAGUUGGUUCCGUGCUCGGUGGACUGGCAUUGUUGGUUUUGUUGGCAUUGCUGGUCUUUUGGGUGCAAAGGUUCAAGAAAAGGAAGAGAAUUCAGCGAAUGGAAAGAGCUGCAGAUGCAGGGGAAGCUCUAAGGGUGACACGGGUCGGUGAUACGACAGCGCCGGCAGCUAUGGUCACCAGGACUCAACCUGCCCUCGAGCAUGAGUAUGUGCCCUGACUUAUAAAUAUUCCACACAGGAUAGCCUCUCCAACUCCGUUACAACUUCUCAUUCAAAUUCAAUCCCCGUAUCCAGAUACUUUCUUUUUUCUGAUUGCAACUAUUUUUUCUUCUGGGUGCCUUUGGUUGGUUUUGUCCUUGGGUAGGUUCCUGGUUUUAGUGUGGGGGUUAAUAUUAGGAUAUUUGGUGUAAAUCCUUCUUCUUGCAGAAACUGUCCAUAGUCCUGUGAUUCAUUGUGCUAUGCUUGUCAUGCAAAUUUGUUCUAUCGUGUAUUCAAUGCACGUAUCCGGUCGAUGAUCGAAUAAAAUUAUCCCAUUCUUGUCAUUUG